Molecule: messenger RNA, 732 nt
Organism: Dovyalis caffra
Lineage: Eukaryota; Viridiplantae; Streptophyta; Magnoliopsida; Malpighiales; Salicaceae
Source: the annotation of a GenBank genome assembly
AUGGCAAUUGAACUUUGUUCAGAUAGUUCUGCUGGUGUUAGUCCAAGAAUUUCAUUUUCUCAUGAUCUUUGCGUAUCAGAUAUUGUUCCUGUUGAACAACGCCCUCUUCGACCAAGUUCAUUAGGUAACAUUGAUUUCGACUUCUGCGUUCGAAAGAGUUUCGAUCGAGAUUCAUCGCCCGCGGACGAGCUUUUCUCUGAUGGAAAAAUUCUUCCUACUGAAAUCAAGAAAAAGAAAGCUUCUGCGAAACAAAUCGAUCCAUCUAUGCCCCCAGGACAAGCCCUACAAGAUGAUGUUUCGAGUAAUGAUGGUUUCAAGAAAGAUUGCUUGAAUGAAAUGAAGAGUUCAAGUUAUGAAGCAGAAGAUCACAAGCACAGUUCAAAGUCAUUUUGGAGGUUCAAGAGGAGUAGUAGCUUGAAUUGUGCUAGUGGUUACGGAAGGAGUCUGUGUCCUUUGCCACUCCUUUCGCGAAGCUAUUCUGCAGGUUCUACACCAAGUAGUAAGCGAACAACAUUAACCAAGGAUACUAAUCAUAAGCAGCAUAAACAAUCAUUUCUCAAGCCAUCACAAUCGUCGUCUUCCAUGAAUUAUCAGAAGCCUCCAUUGAAGAAGAAUUAUGGACCUUAUGGCAAUGGCGUUCGCAUUAGUCCGGUUUUGAAUGUUCCAUCAGGGAAUCUAUUUGGUCUAGGUUCAAUCUUCUUCAAUGGCAAAGAUAAGAACAAGAAGAAGUGA